Messenger RNA from Aspergillus bombycis, 1464 nucleotides. Its product is annotated as putative sarcosine oxidase. The coding region runs from base 1 to 1464 and encodes 487 amino acids. The transcript is spliced from 2 exons. The record is from RefSeq and is a predicted model, not a curated record. Lineage: Eukaryota; Fungi; Ascomycota; Eurotiomycetes; Eurotiales; Aspergillaceae. Gene Ontology annotation, molecular function: sarcosine oxidase activity; flavin adenine dinucleotide binding.
AUGGCAUAUCACAUACCUCUAAAGGACAAACAGUCACCGAUUGUGAUUGUGGGUGCAGGAAUCUUUGGCCUCAGCAGUGCCAUCCAUCUAGCCAAGAGAGGAUUCACAGAUAUCACGGUCUUUGACCGACAGCCAUACCAUAAGACACACUACGACUUCGACAAAGGCUGUGAUGCGGCCUCUGCAGAUUGUAACAAGAUCAUCCGUGCUGCGUACGGUGACGAGGUGUGGUACCAGAAUUUGACCCUCAAGGCGAUCGAGGUUUGGGAAUCAUGGAACCGGUCUCUCGCAGAAGGAACGAUAUUGCCGCCCGGCAUGACAAGCAAAGAUCGGAUCUAUGUCAACUGUGGCAAUUAUCAUUUCGGGGACGAAACUAAUGGUCUCAACCACUUCGAGAAGCGGUCGGUGGACAGCAUUACGAAAGCUGGUCAAGGCCAUACACAGUACCUGCUGUAUUCUGGUCCAAAGGAGGUGGCACGCGCCAGGGCGAAUGGGUUUAGCUACGCGGUGGAUCCAUUCCGUCUCUCCAAAGAUGGAGAUCAUCAGGGCUAUCUGGAUAUGAUCGGUGGAUUUGUUUAUGCUGACAAAGCUUGCACCUAUGCCCUCCAUCUAGCCAAGGGGUUGGGUGUGAAACUGGUCCUGGAUAGGCAGGCGGGCAGCUUUGAAGGCUUCCUAGAAGAUCCGUCAGGUAAGGUGGUUGGCAUCAAGACGGCCGACGGCAAACCGCACAAGGCCGCGGCGACGAUUGUUGCGUGUGGAGGCUGGACACCCAGUCUGGUCCCCGAGAUCGAUGGCCUCUGCGAGACCACGGCCGGAUCCAUCGCCAUGAUCCAGAUCCCGGAAGGAUCUCCCCUGCGGGAACGUUUCUCACCGGGCCAGUUUCCCGUGUUCCAGUGGAAUACGCGGGCCGGGGAAAAUGGCAAUCUAUACGGAUUUCCGCUGGAUAGCCGCGGCGUGAUGAAGAUCGGGUACAGAGGGACCAAGUAUACGAAUCCACAACAGGCCCAGUCGGGUCAAGUGCGCAGUGUACCCAUCACCAAGUGGACCUCGCCGUUCAUUACCGGGUUGCCGGAGAAGUCCGUCCAUGUCGUUCAGAGCUUUCUGGACAAGUAUCUUCCCGAGUUGAAGCAGAGUGGGAUCGGAAUCUCGCAAACCAGACUGUGCUGGUACACGGACUCGUUUGAUAACAAUUGGGUGAUUGAUAGCAUCCCAGGCAAGGAAGGGGUCAUUGUGGCUACCGGUGGCAGUGGUCACGCUUUCAAGUUCCUACCUUUACUGGGUGAGUUCGUCGCCGACAAGGUGAUGGGGAUCGAGUCAGACAUGCUGCGCAGAUUUCAGUGGCGGAAACUACCGCAUGGGGAAACCCCUCGUAAUCAGCUCAUGAAGGGUUUCAAUGAUGCAAAUGCUCUCCACCGAGUGCGGAUGGUGCCGGACCACAGCGGCCAGUAUGGCUCCAAACUCUAG